This is a messenger RNA of Prorocentrum cordatum, 659 nucleotides long. NCBI's taxonomy places the organism in Eukaryota, Dinophyceae, Prorocentrales, Prorocentraceae. The record is from the annotation of a GenBank genome assembly.
AUGUCGGCGGGCCUCUCGAUGGGGCACCUGUUGCCAGGGCAUGACACCCUCAGCGCGGAGACGCUGAACCUGGCAGGCCCACCCGCGUCCGCUGCAGCGGCGCCGGCGGGGGGGACCGCUCCGCACGCGGGCCUCGCCGAGGCCCUCAGGGCGCACUUCACGCCAGAGGGCUUCGUGUCCCCGCUGCCGGUCGGCCCGCUGGGCAGCGCGACGGGCCGCAGGUUCUUGGCGCUGUGCUCGCGGGAGGAGGAGCGGGCCGCCGCGGGCGCCUCGGACGCCCAAGGGCUCUGCCUGAGCCUUACUGUCGCGGGCUGCGCCUGCGGCGUGUUCCACGGGCACUUCGGGCCCCGCGAGCUCGAGGGGCUGCGGCGCGAGGUAGGCAUGGGCGAGUUCGCCUGGGCCACCUUCCUGAGGCUGCUCGCAUCCGCGCUCCGCGGGGAGGGCGGCUGCGCGGCCACUGUCGAGCGCAGGGUCGGCGGAGGCGCGUGGCUGCACCUGCGCUUCCAGCUGGAGGCCGCGUCGCUCGUGGGCCGCGCGGAGCUGGCCCAGCGCGCGGCGCCGCCCGCUCCAGCUCCGCCAGGGGCCGAGGCGUACCUGGAGGAACUACAACGCUUCCUCGAGGGCGGGGGCGGGGCCCAGCGCACGCGCGCGCCGUCCAC